AUUAACCAUUCCAUAUCUUUGUAUUCAUUCCUCAUAACCCUAGCGGCUGCCGUGCUUCUUUGCCCUCCCAGUAUCGCUGCUUCUCCAUUGAAUCCAAAUGGCACCGAAGAAGGAAAAGGCACCACCUCCGUCCUCAAAGCCUGCCAAGUCUGGUGGAGGGAAGCAGAAGAAGAAGAAAUGGAGCAAGGGUAAGCAAAAGGAGAAGGUGAACAACAUGGUUUUAUUUGAUCAGGCAACUUAUGAAAAACUUCUUUCUGAGGUUCCAAAGUACAAGCUUGUUACUCCUUCAAUCCUUUCUGACAGAUUGAGAAUCAAUGGAUCAUUGGCACGUAGGGCAAUCAAAGAUUUGAUGUCUAGAGGUUCCAUCAGGAUGAUUUCUGCUCAUGCUAGCCAGCAAAUAUACACCAGAGCCACCAACAACUAGUUGAGGGGAAAAUGAAUUAUAAAUCUGUCUUUGAUGGAUGAUAGGCUUGUUUCUUUUUGUUAGGGAACUAGUGCCAUUUUGAUGAACUGUUAUUUUACAUCUUUAUUGCAUACUAAUUACAUUUUUGCUGUUAAUCUAAUAAGAAGUUAAUUCUAUCA
Molecule: messenger RNA, 582 nt
Organism: Durio zibethinus
Lineage: Eukaryota; Viridiplantae; Streptophyta; Magnoliopsida; Malvales; Malvaceae
Product: small ribosomal subunit protein eS25-like
Source: RefSeq, a predicted model, not a curated record